This is a messenger RNA of Arachis ipaensis, 1987 nucleotides long. Its product is annotated as 1-aminocyclopropane-1-carboxylate oxidase homolog 1. The record is from RefSeq and is a predicted model, not a curated record. Lineage: Eukaryota; Viridiplantae; Streptophyta; Magnoliopsida; Fabales; Fabaceae.
CACACAAUAUAAAAAUUGUUCUUCUCUUAGCUUCUUUUGUAGGAUAAACUCUAUAAAGAAAGUAAGAAAACACUAAUAAGUAAUAAGGAGAUCCAUGGAGGUUUCUUACACUGAUCAAGAAGUUACAGUAGGAACAGUGAAGCUCAGUUCUAACAGACUCAACGACCUCAAAUCAUUCGAUGAAACAAAAACUGGCGUCAAGGGUCUUGUUGACAAAGGCCUUACAAAGAUUCCAUCACUCUUCCAUCACCAACAUGAUAAUACGAAAUCUGACAAAGCCGCAAAUGUAUGCAACUCAGAACAUACAAUUCCAGUUAUAGACCUUGAAGAUGUUGUUGUUACCAAAGAUCCAAGCAAACGCGAAGGAGUUGUUUCAAGAAUAAGGGAAGCUUGUAAGACAUGGGGUUUCUUUCAAGUGGUGAAUCAUGGCAUCCCUGAGAGUGUUCUUGAGGAGAUGAAAGAUGGGGUUAGAAGGUUCUUCGAACAAGACGAUGAAGUGAAGAAAAAGUUUUAUACACGUGACCAGAAUAGGUCGUUUAUUUAUAACAGUAAUUUUGAUUUAUAUAGUUCACCAGCACUUAAUUGGAGAGAUACUUUUGUGUGUUAUCUUGCUCCUGAUAAUCCUAAACCAGUAGAAUUGCCAGUAGUAUGCAGGGAUAUCCUUCUUGAAUAUGGGACUAAUAUUAUGAAAUUUGGGAUUGCACUCUUUGAAUUACUAUCAGAAGCUCUUGGUUUGCAUUCAAACUAUUUAAGAGACAUAGGUUGCACUUAUGGACGUAUUUUGCUUUGUCAUUACUACCCUGCAUGUCCUGAACCUGAACUAACUUUGGGAACCACCAAGCAUUCUGAUAACGACUUUAUCACGGUGCUUCUCCAAGACCAUAUUGGCGGCCUUCAAGUCCUUCAUGAGGAUAAGUGGAUCGAUAUACCGCCGGUACCAGGGGCUCUAGUGAUCAAUAUUGGUGAUCUUCUGCAGCUUAUAACAAAUGAUAUAUUUAAGAGUGUUGAACAUAGAGUACUGGCAAAUCUCAUUGGUCCAAGAAUAUCUGUUGCAAGCUUUUUCUGCUCAGGUAUGAGAUCAUCAUCAAAGCUUUAUGGUCCUAUAAAAGAAUUGUUAUCCGAAGACAAUCCUGCAAAAUACAGAAAAACUACGAUGGAAGAGUAUGCAGCAUACUAUAAUGCCAAAGGUCUUGAUGGAACCACUGCUCUUGAACAUUUUAGAGUUUGACUAGAAAAAUUUGAAACUGGAGUUAGUUUAAUAAUCAUGUUGGUAGUGACAUAAUUUGUAAUUGUAAUUGAGAUUUAGUUAUAUAUAAGUUGAACAUUUGGUUAGUUCCUUAUUAAAAAAAAAAAAACAAUAAUAAUGAUACACAUAUUUGCUUGGUUAUAUAGAAAGCAAGGGCUUAUUCAGCCAAAUGUUCGCUUCAUAGCUUUUUGAAAUAAAAAAAUAGAAAAAAAAGAAAAAUUGAAUAAGGGAAAAAAUAUUAAAAAUAAUAAAAUAAAGUGUCAGUGAAAUAGUAUUUUAGUCUUCUUUAAAACAUAUUACUUCAAUCUUGCAACUCAAUUGUAAAUUAUUACGUAUGGGUGGCAAAGCAGCCGGCCCGCCUCUUUUUUUUUGAAAUAUUUUUUAGAACAAUGUUAGGGAGCCAGCAACAUUUGUGAUUAGUAGCCAUCAAAUAGCCAUCAAUGAUGAUUUAAUGGUGUGAGAUUGUUGUGAGAUUUCAUCCAAUGGCUCACCUUUCUCUGCUGGUUACAUGCUGGCCAAAAUUCAAUAAAAUUGUUGGUCCCCUAGACUUUUCCUAUUUUUUAACAAAUUUUUUUAUGAUCAAAUUAAAUUUAACAUAAUAACGAUUAUUUUGUAAAAUAUCUCCACAUAUCAGAUGUUGUUGCUUUUGUCUUUUUUUUUUUUAAAUCUUCUGCAGUUUCAGAUCUUUAUUUUUAGGAUUGUGUUACAUUCCCACCAUCAACUUUCAUAGAGACAGAGUUA